Molecule: messenger RNA, 2034 nt
Organism: Notodromas monacha
Lineage: Eukaryota; Metazoa; Arthropoda; Ostracoda; Podocopida; Cyprididae
Source: the annotation of a GenBank genome assembly
UCAUGUCACUAUCCCAAUUUUGCAGGACGCGGAAACCUACGUGCGCCGUUCCGUGCUGUGAAUUUUUAGUGUUUUGAGCGGCGUUUAAAAUUUUGAAUAGCCCCCAGUAUUCGCCGAGAUCCCUGACUCAAAAAUAAAUUUUCACCCCAAUCAAAACAGGCAUUUUCCCACGUGAAGAUGGGAAAGAAAAGCCGGAAAUUUAUCGACAAGAAAAAGGCAGUAACUUUUCAUUUAGUGCACAGAAGUCAAAGAGAUCCCCUAGUUGUUGACGAAAAUGCUCCUGACCGAGUUUUGUUGGAGGCUGCUCCUGCCAAAAGACUGAAAAAUGAUCCAUCGUACGUAAAGCGGAAAGAAGAAGAAAGAAAGUAUGGCGUCUAUUUCGAUGAUGACUACGACUAUUUGCAGCAUCUGCGUACGACAGAUGAAUUCCGCGCUGAACUCGAACCCGUUGAACGGUUUCGAAUCGAUCCCGUUCCCCCGCGUUCAUCUGGAAAAAACUUGAAUCUUCCAUCGUCUGUGUUCGAGUCUGCUGUCAAAGAAAAAGUCGGGAUGUUGAACAGAGCCGCACCGAUUUCAGGACCUCGGCUAGACUUCGACCCCGAUGUUGCAGCUGCGCUUGACGAUGAUUUCAAUUUUGAUGACCCGGAGAAUGAACUCGAAGAUGAUUUCGUGAUGCAAGCCUGUGCAGCACCUGGAGAUGAUGAGGAAGAGAGUGGCGAUAGUGAUGAUGAUGAGGAUUCUGAGGAUGAAUACAGUGACGAGGAAGCAGAAACUAAGUCACGAGCGUUUACCAAUUAUUCGAUGACUAGUUCUGUGAUCCGUCGAUGGGUCAUCCACUUGGUGCCCAGAAAAACUUACAACACAGAUGUGAGCAAGAUAUUUGGCUUGGGGCAACAAGGAGUGGUGGAGUCCAUGUUUGUGGCAGCAGGGACUCAAAACUGUGUCACAGAGCUCUCAUCAUCAUCAUCAUCAGAUGAUGAUAAACAAGCCUCUCUGCUGAUGAUGAUGCUCUUGAAUAAUGACUCAUCAUCUUCAAGAGCAGGCAUUUUAUUGUACCCCAGGUCCUUUGGGCCUUACACUCACUGGAUGAACUCCCAGGAAAUCAUCCUGUUCUCCAAGCCCAAGUUCCAAGGAAAGCAAGUCAACAUCAAAUUGUUUGACAAUGACACAGUUUCCCACAUUGAGGAUUUUGACACUGGCUUCUUCCCAAUGUCAUCCAUUGUCAUCAACUCUGACUGGAACAUCAACACUGGAGAAGACGUUUUCUGUUUGCUGGGAAGAAACGACGUGGUUUUCCUUUCUGAUUGGGUUUCUGAGGGCUACAUCAGUAAACCAGCAACCCUCAAAAAGAUGAUGGGCAACCACAGCCAAAACAAUAAUGAUUAUCAGCAGCAGCAGCAGCAGGAGUUAUUCCCUCAAGUGGAACCUGGGUGUUACUCAAGACCCCAACAAGUGGCAGAACUUUUGGACAAGCCCUGGAGCGGAACUCAUUUCUGCCAUUUUGCUCAAGUCUCAUGAUGAUAUAUAUAAGCUUAUACUGAAUUUGCGCAUCAGCAGCAAAUACUGUAGAUCAUAUGCCUCUGUUUUUAUAUACUGUACAGUAUUUUUUUAAAUGUUGGAAUCAAUCAGAAUGCCCAGCAAAUAAUCAGCCAUUUUGCAGCCAUAAAUCACCCAUAUGCCACCCAUUUGACCUGUGCAUUGGUGAUGAGCUGUUUAUUUGUCAUCCGUGUUGAGAAAUAUGGGUGUUCUUUUUUCCAGUACCUGUAUUCCAACAUGGGUGACUGCCAAGUGUGUGAUACAUGGGUAACGACAUGGGUGAAUUAUUUGCUGGGUGUGAUCUACUGCUUCUGCUGAAGAUAUAUUUGAGCUUGAGGGAAAAAAAUUAAAUAUUGAGCCGCAGAAUAUAUAAUGAUAUAAUCAGAAAACCAAACUCAAUCAACUGUUUUCCCACGGCAGUUGAUUAUUUUUUUUUCCCAAAAGUUGAAGAAGAAUUUAUUUUAUUCAGCAGCAGCAGGGGCAGGAAUUGACAUGCAU